CCAAAGAGGAAGAUGCAAGACACAACAGAGAAGAUAUCCCUGGAACCAUCCAAACAGAUGAGGCAAGUGCUGAAGAAAAUGCUGCAGGGAGGACAAGAAAUGAAAGGAGAGCCUGUGCAGAUGGAAGCAUUUCCCGGAGGAAGCAGUGGUUCUGUGCCAACAUCUGUUGAAGGAUGGGAGGCGAUGCCAGGCACAGGCACAGGAGAUGAGGUUGCUUCUCCAUCAGCUUGGAUGAAUAAAGAUUUGAAGCCCUUGGAGCCUCCUGCAGAUGUGUCUACAGGGAAGACUUCUCCAGCUCCUACCUUGGAUUUUGCACUCAAGCCCAGCUCCCAUCACAGUGGGAAAGUCCAAGAUACAACAGAUAAGAUGUCCCUGCAACCAUCCAAACAGAUGAGGCAAGACCUGAAGGAACCCCUGCAGACAAGAGAAGAGAUGGACAUAGUGCUUCAGUGGAAGGUGGCAAUUCCUGAAGAAAGCACUCCAUCUUCAAUGCGAGCCACAGCUGCAGGAAGGAAGGCAAAGCCAGACACAGGCACAGGCACAGCAGGAAAUUGCUAUGAGGUUGCUGGAAAGGCGUCUCCAUUACCUUGGAUGAAUAAAGUUUCGAAGCCCUUGGAGCCUCCUGCAGACUGGAAUCAUGACUUGGAUUUUUUGGAAGCCCUGCUGGAAAAUGGCUUGAAAUUCCUGGAGGAUGCUGGAGGCUAUUCCUCCGUGUGCCUUUCUUGA
Molecule: messenger RNA, 726 nt
Organism: Passer domesticus (house sparrow)
Lineage: Eukaryota; Metazoa; Chordata; Aves; Passeriformes; Passeridae
Exons: 8
Coding region: 13-726 (237 amino acids)
Source: RefSeq, a predicted model, not a curated record